AUGCUAGGGAGAACCGCUUUGAAUGUGUUCAAUGCUCCCAAGCAUUUUUGGAGUUCGGGAACGCAAAAAAUCGCUUUCAAAAAUGCAUUCUCUGCUCACCGUCAAAUUCAUGCAUCUCGCAUCCUCAGGACUUACGAGGAGGAAAAGGUAGUUUUAGAUGAGAUGGCCUCGAGUUUGACUGAUCAGGAUCGUAAGACUUCGAGUGUUCUGCGGAAUAUUGGUAUUUCCGCUCACAUCGACUCGGGGAAGACCACCUUCACGGAACGUGUCUUAUUCUACACAGGACGUAUCAAGGCUAUUCAUGAAGUGAGAGGUCGUGACAACGUUGGCGCAAAGAUGGACUAUAUGGAUUUGGAAAGAGAAAAGGGUAUCACCAUCCAGUCUGCCGCUACCUAUUGCUCUUGGGACAAAGACGGUGAGCACUACCACUUCAACUUGAUCGAUACACCAGGUCACAUCGAUUUCACCAUUGAAGUGGAACGUGCGCUCAGAGUUUUGGAUGGUGCAGUUUUGGUUGUGUGUGCAGUCUCAGGUGUUCAGUCACAAACAGUCACAGUAGACCGUCAAAUGAGAAGAUACAAUGUGCCAAGAGUUACUUUCAUUAACAAGAUGGAUCGUAUGGGCGCUAAUCCUUUCCGUGCCAUUGAUCAGAUCAACAAGAAACUGAAGACCCCAGCAGCGGCCCUUCAAGUACCAAUUGGCGCAGAAUCCGAAUUGAAAGGUGUUGUGAACAUUAUUGACCGCGUAGCUUUGUAUAACGAAGGAGCUAAGGGCGAACAAAUUGUCACUGGCCCUAUUCCCGCUGAACUAAACGAGUUAGUGGAGGAAAGAAGAGCAAUGCUAAUUGAAACCUUAGCGGACGUGGACGAUGAAAUGGCAGAGAUUUUCCUAGAAGAACAAGCGCCCUCUGUUGACCAGAUCAAGGCGGCAAUUCGCAGAGCCACUAUUGCCAGAAAAUUCACUCCUGUUUUGAUGGGAUCGGCUUUGGCGAACAGAAGUGUGCAGCCUGUCCUGGAUGCCAUUGUGGACUAUUUACCAAACCCAUCUGAGGUCCUCAACACUGCGCUAGAUGUUUCCAAUAACGAGACUAAAACAAACCUAAUUCCUUCUGUUCAACAGCCUUUUGUGGGUCUUGCCUUCAAGCUGGAAGAGGGCAAGUAUGGUCAAUUGACAUAUAUUCGUGUUUACCAGGGUCGCUUGAAGAAGGGUGGCUAUAUCACUAACGUGAAGACUGGUAAAAGGGUCAAGGUGUCUCGUCUAGUGAGAAUGCACUCUAAUGAUAUGGAGGAUGUUGACGAAGUUGGCUCUGGAGAAAUUUGCGCUACCUUCGGUAUUGACUGCGCUUCUGGUGAUACUUUCACUGAUGGCACUUUAAACUACUCCAUGUCCUCAAUGUAUGUCCCAGAUGCCGUUAUAUCGCUCUCGAUCACUCCAACGACUAGGGAUUCUACAAACUUUUCCAAAGCACUCAACCGUUUUCAGAAGGAAGACCCCACUUUUAGAGUGCGCUUCGAUGCGGAAUCUAAGGAAACAGUUAUUUCAGGUAUGGGCGAACUGCAUUUGGAAAUUUACGUCGAGAGAAUGAAGCGUGAAUACAAUGUGGACUGUGUUACCGGUAAGCCUCAAGUUUCUUACAGAGAAUCUAUCACUGUGCCUGCUGAAUUCGAUUACACACACAAAAAGCAAUCUGGUGGUGCUGGUCAAUACGGUAGAGUCAUGGGUUCUCUAAGCCCUCUAGAGGGAUCAAAUGGAAACAAAUUUGAGACCGCUAUUGUGGGUGGACGUAUUCCUGACAAAUAUUUGGCGGCUUGUGGCAAGGGAUUCGAAGAAGCUUGCGAAAAGGGACCCUUGAUCGGACACCGUGUUUUGUCUGCGCACAUGUUGAUCAACGAUGGUGCAAUCCAUGCUGUUGACUCUAACGAACUAGCUUUCAAGACGGCCACAAUGGCAGCCUUCAAGCAAGCGUUCCUCGAGGCCAAACCUGUCAUUUUGGAGCCAGUCAUGGCCGUCACGGUAACAGCUCCUAAUGAGUUCCAAGGAAACGUGAUCAGUUUGCUCAAUAAACUGCAAGCGGUGAUUCAAGACACUGAAAAUGGUCAAGAUGAGUUCACCAUUGGUGCUGAGUGUUCGUUGAAUACCCUUUUCGGGUUUGCGACCUCUCUGAGGUCUUCGACCCAAGGUAAAGGUGAGUUCUCCUUGGAAUUCAAGCAUUACUCCCCCACAUCUCCUCAUUUGCAGAGACAGCUGAUCGCUGACUUUGAGAAGAAACAGCAACAAAAGAAGUGA
Molecule: messenger RNA, 2286 nt
Organism: Lachancea meyersii CBS 8951
Lineage: Eukaryota; Fungi; Ascomycota; Saccharomycetes; Saccharomycetales; Saccharomycetaceae
Source: the annotation of a GenBank genome assembly